Helicoverpa zea (corn earworm) is the source of this 2143-nucleotide messenger RNA. RefSeq lists its product as uncharacterized. The record is from RefSeq and is a predicted model, not a curated record. Bases 1 to 1890 code for a protein of 629 amino acids. Lineage: Eukaryota; Metazoa; Arthropoda; Insecta; Lepidoptera; Noctuidae. The transcript has 4 exons.
AUGCGAUCAAAAACGAGUAACUUUAACAUUCAAUUGCAAUGUUAUGUUUUGCCGAGCAUUACAACGAGUUUGCCGGCAUCUCAUAUUUAUUACGACACACUCCUCAUCCCAGACAACGUAUGUCUCGCGGACCCCACGUUCAACAUUCCAUCAGAAAUCGAUUUGCUGAUUGGUGCUGAUGUUUAUGGGGAUUUAUUGGAAGCGGAUAGAAUUCGAUUAUCAAACGGUCCAUACCUACAAAACUCGAAGUCGAAUGUUGAUACACACUUACGUAAAUUUUGGGAGCUAGAAGAAGUUGUAAAUUCGGGUUCGGUAUUAACCGAAGAAGAACGUCAGUGUGAGGAAUAUUUUAUUAAAACCACUACACGAGAUAAUAGUGGCAGGUUCUCAGUUCGAGUACCAUUGAAGGAAUCAGCUGAUGUUCUCGGUGACUCAUACGAGAGGGCAAAAUCACGCUUCUUGUCAUUAGAGCGGAAAUUAGAUAAAUCCCCUUCGUAUAAAAGGUUAUACAGUGACUUUUUACGGGAAUAUAAUGACCUAGGGCAUAUGUCUAAAAUAAACGAAUACGCAUGGCCGCAUUAUUUCCUACUACAUCAUGGGGUAUUCCGCGAGCACAGCAGUACAACAAAACUUCGUGUAGUGUUUGAUGCUAGUGCCGCAACCACAUCGAAUAAGUCGUUAAAUGACAUACAGAUGAUAGGCCCUCCUCUCCUAAACGAUAUUCCGCGGCUUGAACUUUGUGGUGCUUUGCUCGGCGCGCGGCUAUAUCGUAAAAUUUUAAGUUCGUUAAGGCUUACGUUUACAAAAGUUUACUUUUGGACAGAUUCCACCAUAGUCAUGGGCUGGAUUAGAAUGCCUCCUCAUAAUUUAAAAACGUUUGUCCAAAAUCGAGUGUCUCAAAUAAACGAUCUUACGGGAGACGCGAUUUGGUUGCAUAUUAAAGGCACAGAUAAUCCUGCAGAUAUUGUGUCGAGGGGCCUCCACUUAAACGAACUCCAAGACAAUGACCUGUGGUGGCACGGGCCAGCCUUUUUACAGAGCCAUGACAUUGAAUGGUCAAAUAAUGUUGUCAUAGAUAAUGAAAAAUUGCCUGAAUUGAAGGUUCAACAUGCGAGUAUGGUGUGUAGUAAUCAGAAUAGUGAUUGCUUAGUAGAUUUUAAUAGAUUUUCUUCAUUCAAUCGGCUGCGUCGAAUGUCAGCCUAUGUACUUAGGUUCAUCGGUAACACACGUGUUAGUAAACAAGACCGAAAAACCGGUUCCUUAUCUGUUAUUGAGUUGGACGCUGCAACUAUUAUGUUAGCACGGCUUGCACAACUGCAAUCGUUUAAUAGCGAAUAUAGCGAUUUAGAUAAGAAAUCGGUUGUAAAAUCUAAAAGAAUACUAGGUUUAAAUCCUUUUCUUGAUGAAUUUAAAUUAAUACGCGUUGGCGGAAGGUUGAGUAACUGUAAUUCUUUUAAUAACAACAAGAAACAUCCUAUUCUGUUGUGUGAUCCUAACGACCUCCAACCCCUCACACCAGCCCAUUUCCUUAUCGGCCGGCCAUUGACUGCUCCAGCCUGCAGAGAUCUGACUGAAAUAUCGAUUCAUCGGUUAAUGCGCUACGACGUUAUUGAGCAGAUGAGGCAAAUAUUCUGGAAACGAUGGGCGAAGGAAUAUGUGGCGGAGUUGCAGACGCGCACUAAGUGGAAAACUCGUCAAGAUUCUCUUGCGAUCAAUCAACUGGCUUUGAUAAAAGACGACAACCUGCCGCCACUAAAAUGGAAGUUAGGGAGAAUCAUACGAAUGUAUCCUGGAACCGAUGGGAUCUCAAGGGUGGCCGACCUACUGACGUCAUCGGGCAUCACACGUAGGGCAUUCUCGAAAAUAUGCCCCCUGCCAGUAUCACCAUAGCAGACGAUGUGUCUGCUAAUUCGGAAUGCUGAAAAUGUUGGAACCGGCUGUUUCCAAGGCCGGGGCCAUGUUAGCGCCAUGUAAACGACGCCAUGUCAACCUGCGACGUGCUGCGCGCGCCGCUGGACUUUGGCUGUCACAUUUUUUGUCAUUGAAGAAAAAUUUUCUUUUCGCUUUUUAUUUGUCUCAAUAAAUUGUAUACGAUUAUAUUAUAAUAAACGAUUAUAAUAAACGAAUAUAUGCGUAUCAAACA